GCUCAGGCACUGAGACAGGGCAGCCCUGCUGUAUUUCCCAGGCUGCUCUCUGUGAUGCAGGCAGGAAGGUUGUGUAUAUUGAACAGGCCCCACCUCCUGAGGCUCUGCAGCUGCUACACUGGACACAAAAGGGUGAGACAGACACAGGCACAUUUGCUAGUGCUGCUAUGCACCAAACUCCCUACCUUUCUUCAUUUGUAAGCUGGAGCACACAACCCCACGGGGCCAGCUGCCUGGGACAGCCCAUACUUGUGUACUCAAAUAUCAAGGUAACUUAUCUUGAGAGCAGCCUCAGGCUGAAGCAUCCUGAAAGUUGAUAUUGUGAAGUAGCUGUGGACCAUGACAAGUAUAGAGUGCUCUGAAAGACCAGAUGAGGAAUACCCUUGCAGCAGUUUGGCUCAGGGAUCCUAUGACGACAGGAAGAGGAGCAUGCACCUGCCACAUGGAAAUGAGGAGGAAGGUAGUGAGGAAGAUGAAGAAGCUGAGGAAAGCUACAGUGGCUAUUUCGGGGAUGGCUUGCGGGAGGACUGUGAAAGACUAGAUCUGGUGCCUAGCAGCUCUGCACUUGGGGAGAACGUGCCAGAGGACCUGUUAUGCAAGGAAGAUGAAGUCUUCUAUGAGACUUUCACGCUCAUCAAUGCCAAUGGCGUGGCCAAGCAGCUGAACAUGAAGGUCAGUCUUUGUACCCAGAGUGAGGAGGAUGGCGAGCAAACUGGUAAGGAGACACCAUACCAGAAGUGGCCUAGCAGGCCAAUGAGCAAAGGCAUCCAGCACUUCAGCAGGAGGCUGCCAAGCUCUGGAGACUAUGUGGACACUGUAGUUACCCUAGACAGUGACUUUGAUCCCUCUGGGGACAGCCUGUCUUGCAAUGGCACAGAAAGCAUUCAGACAUACACACCCAGGAAAGCCGAGGUGGGGGCAUUCCCAGGAAACCUGGGUGUAGACUCCAGCAAGCCGGGGGGCAGCAAAGACCUUUCCCUGAAAGGCAGGAGAACAGUGAAGCGGCUGCCCCUGAAAGCCACCAAAAAGCUGGGCGAGGUGGCAGGCAGUGUCGGGGCCCUGAAAGCAGCUGCGAUGAGGCGGAUCCGGAUGGCAACCCAAGUGACAGGCAGUGAGGCAGAUGAGCGGCCUUACAAGUGUGUGCAGUGUGGGCGGGCCUUUAAGAAAUCCAGCAACCUGCUGAGCCACAUCGAUACCCACAGUGGGGUCAAGCCAUAUGCCUGCGAGCUGUGUGGCAAGGCCUACUCCCACCAGGGCACACUGCAGCAGCACCGGCGGCUGCACACAGGUGAGCGCCCCUACAAGUGCCCCUUCUGCAUCAAGGCCUACACCUGGUCCUCAGACUACCGCAAGCACAUCCGCACGCACACAGGCGAGAAGCCCUACCAGUGCCUGGACUGUGAGAAGGCCUUUGUGCGCUCUUCCGACCUGCGCAAGCACCAGCGCAACAUGCACAGCAAUGACAAGCCCUUCCCCUGCCCAGACUGUGGCAAGACCUUCAACAAGCCACUGUCCCUGCUGCGCCACCAGCGCACCCACCUGGGUGAGAAACCCUUCCCAUGCCCCGACUGUGGCAAGGAGUUCGCCGUGGCCAGUCGCAUGGUGGAGCACCAGCGGGUCCACACUGGUGAGCGCCCCUUCUCCUGCUCUGUCUGCGGCAAGGCCUUCACCAAGUCCUCCAAUCUCUUCGAGCACCAGACGCUGCACACAGGCCAGCGUCCUUUCAAGUGCUCUGAGUGUAGCAUGGCCUUCGCCCAGUCCUCCCGCCUCAUCCGCCACCAGCGUAUCCAUACUGGGGAGCGUCCCUUUUCCUGUGCCCAGUGCGGCCAGGCCUUCGCCCGCUCCUCCACUCUCAAGCGGCACCAGCAAAUCCAUAGCAGGGAGAAAACCUACUUGUGCUCGGACUGUGGCAAGGCCUUCCGGCACGCCUCCCAGCUCACCCAGCAUGCGCAGGUGCACACAGGCGAGAGGCCCUACAGAUGCCCCCAGUGCAGCAAGGCCUUCACCCAGUCCACCCACCUUGUCCGCCACCAGGCCAAGCAUGGCAUCGGGAAAGGGGAGCCAUUCUUCUCCAAUGAAUGAGCCUCUUUCCUCUGGAGGGGAAGUGGGGGCAGCACCCCUCCUCCCCCAUCUGCACAAGAAGGCUGGCUCCCCGUCAGCAGGAUUAGCCUCUCCCUCUACUAGAGAAGCACUUUACUUUGGACACUACUUUCUCUCUCUCCUGAUUGCUUGGAGGGGUCUCAGCCUUUCCCACUGAACCCCAUGAAACUGGGGCACAGAUGGGAAGGCAAGCCAGUGCAGCUCCUGGUCAACCAGGCUUUGGAGGCUCAUUCUUCCUCCUCUUUUAGGGCAGCAGACAAGCCAGGGAGCAAUAAGUAUCAGCAUAAAAUAAAGCUUCUUGAAAUAGGCUCUCUCCCAAUGCAGGGCUGAAAACCACAAAAAUGAGCUGAACCAGGCAGAGAGAAAUAGCAGAGUGAACCGUGUACAGCGGUAUAGAUCAGGGGUUGUUCUCAAAAGGAGCUGCUCGCUAACCAGAAAAUUUGUUUUCACCAAUGCACAGGAAAAGAGCCCAAUCAAAGCUACAUUUGCCUACCUGUAAUAGGGGCAGGGGAGUAAGGAGAGCAAUUAUGAAGAAUGUUUACACCUUAUUUAUCUGUCCAGUCAUGCAAUUCAGUUCUCUGCCAAGAUCUCCCUGAUGGGCAAGGGCUGAGAAUCCAUCACCCACUGACUGAUAUGCCACAAACCUGUUUUUCUUCCAGAGGAUCUCAUGCCCAUUCCUCUGUACCCCCAAAUGUAGGCCUAUUCUGAAAACUGACUAGAUAAGAAAAAGGCAGUGCUACUCCUUUUGUGUUGAUUUAGAACUGCAUCUGCAGACUUCAGUGACAAAACAGCACUUUUUUUGCACCUGUUUGCCCUCCAGCUCAGUUAAGGAAGUGUGAACUGUAGUCUAUCGUAGCUCAGGCUUCACUAGCAGAAUUAUUUAAUGAGGGCUAGUCUAUAUGCAGAGAUUGCACAGAUUUCACUGACUUAAUUUAAACAAACAAACAAACCAGUUAAAGUGAUGAGUAGGCAAGAUCUAAAUUCACCGGUGAAAGGCCCGGGAAAGAAAUGGACUAGAACAAGGAUUACUUGGGACACAUUUCAUGGCCAAAAUCUUUGUUACUGUUGAUUACUGGCAAAAACGCACAAGAAGAGAAAAAAAUGUUCUGAACACUGAGAGCCCAGGUGAUGUCUACAAGGCCACAACUACAAAAUACAACACUUUUAGUUGAGCACACUGGACACGGAAUUCACCAACAGACUAUAAACAAGGAAUCUCAUACUGUCGUUUUUGGACAGAGACUUUUCAAAGCAGAAUUGCACUUUGCAAUGUUGUUAGAUAUGUUCCUUAAGAAGAUGUCCCAGUGUACAACUUCUUGAUAUAAGCAGCUUUCCAGAUACCUGACAUAUGGUGCCAUUUACAAAUAUGAAAUUUAAAAUGCAAAAGUAUAUGGUACAUAUGUAUUAUUAUAGGAUAAUUAUAAACUAAAGCACUGACAACAUUAUUAUCUUACCAGUCUGUUGUUAAAAAAAGGAAAGGAAGGGAAAAAUAAAGAAAAGGGAGGCAGAGGGAAGAAAGUACUAUUUGUAGCUGUGCUGACUCCAGCUGGGUGAAUAAUUGAUACGUUCCCUGAUGCUUUAUACAACAAUUUUCUAGUGAAAGCAGAGAUAUUUGGUGGCAAAUACAGACCUGGCCAAUUUCUGGAAUUAAUAGCACAGGAUCAGACACCAGAUUAACCGAAGACAGCUCUAUCAGUGAUAUCAGUCAGCAACCUCCCACUGCUCAGUUCUGCAUGUGCAGUAUUCAUAAUUCCUCGUGUUUCUCCUUUCAUAACAUGUAUGUCCCAAGGCUCUUACCUGCAACAGCAAUCCCAACUAAGCAGUCGUAGCUUCCUGACUAAGCUGAUGUCUCAAGUCCCCUCUCCAGACUGGUUUGAAUUCUGCCAGUUUAACUUCACAACCAGAAAAAGACUCUAAUAUCAAGUUGACUUUGACUCUGCUUAAUUAGGUACCAAUUAGGGCUGUGCAAAAUGGCAGUGUUCUGUUUCGACCAGUGUUUUGAUGGAACAGCGUUUCGUUUCAAUUUUGUUUCGAUUUGAAACAGCUGUUCUGUUCUGUUCUGUUCUGUUCUGUUCUGGUCAAAACAGGGUUGAAACGGCGAAACUGUUUAGAUGUUUCACCCAUAGGAUAUAAUGGAGAAGGACAAAACAGCCUAUAACUUUGUCAUUUCUGGCUUGAUUUGAAUGAAACUUGCAGGAAUGGUAGCCCCAUCUGAGGGCAUGAAGCCUGCCAAGUUUCAAAGAGGUAGGUUUGGGGGAAACUGUACCUCAAGCUGCAGACAAGCAAAACUCGUGACAUGGGUGACACUGUGUGUGUUAAGGCACAGCAGGGUGAAAGCUGCAAGCCUGCUAGCCCCUGCUAUGGCCACGAAGCCUGCCAGCUGUCAAGGAGGUAGGUGCAGAGGUGUCUGGGUUCUGGGGCCCUGCACCUCUAGCUGCUGACAGGCAAAACUCAUGUCAUGGAUGCUUGUGCAACCGUGUCUGUCUUGGGGCACAGGAGGUGGGGAAACUACUGCAGGCCGGGCUGCUAGGCCCUGCUGCAGCCACAAAGCCUGCCAGCUGUUAAGGAGAUAGGUGCGGGGGGGGAUCUGGGGCCCUGCACCUCUAGCUGCUGACAGGCAAAACUCGUGACAUGGGUGCUUGUGCAACUGACUGUCUGUCUUUGGGCAGAAGCCAUUCCCAGCUCUGUACGGAUUCUUUCCUCUCCUUAGUGUGUGGUUUCCUAGGUGUUAAUUCUUGCUCAUUAACUCCUUAUGCUAGCUAGCUACUGUGUUAGGCAAUCAAUCAUGAUUCACUCAGGGACCAGCUCAAUACACAGCUGAGCUCCUUGAAACUUAACAGGCUUUGUGGCCUCCACAGGGGCUAACAUACCUGCAGUUUUGACCCCACUGUGGCUUAACACACACAACACAGGUUUUGCUUUGAAAACUUUGGGGUGCAGUUUCCCCGAACCCCCUGCACCUAUCUCCUUGAACCUUGGCAGGCUUCAUGCCCUCAGAUGGGGCUACCAUUCCUGCAAAUUUCAUCCACAUCAGGCCAGAAAUGACAAAGUUAUAGGCUGUUUCAACCUUCCCCAUUAUAGCCUAUGGGCAAAGCAUUGAAACGGCAAAAUGUUUCAACUUGCCUCAUUUGGUUUUGAGGCUGUUUCAACUACAUCUGUUCAUUUUGAUUUUGCUGUUUUGACCUCGAAAUGGGUCAAAACAGUGUCAAAACAAAACUGGCGGUGAAAUUUCACACAGCCCUAGAAAUUAUGCCAACUGGUACUAACCAGUAGGUAUAAUUUGGUCCCCUAAUUAAGCAGAUGCACAAAGUCAACUUGAUAUUAGAAUCUCUGUCUUUCUGGUUGUUAAGAUAAACCAGAAGAAUUCAAACCAGUCUGGAGAGAGGCAGCAUGAAUGUGUGUACUGUUGCUUCUUAGAGCUCUAUUGGAUAGCUGGGCAGGGGAGAUCCACUGCUCUUUCAGAAACUGGUGGGCAGCAGUGUAAAUGUCAGGAAUCUUGUCUAUUUUAUGGUUCUUGGGAAAGCUGUUAAUGGAAUAAAAGAGAGAUGACACUGGAGUCAUUCAGCAGGGAGAAGAAAGAGAUUGUGGGAAACCCACUUCCUCUCUUCUUCCUUACAGCAGCUAAGAAACUAGGCAAGAUGUAUCAGAGACUUACCUAUUGCAACAGCUAGAGAAUUCUGGAGCAGUAAGAUAAUAGCCAAAGCACUUUCUGUCCCUCCCACUAGCUAAAGAGGGGGACAAAUUUAUCAGGCAUCUCCAAGCAAUGCUGCCUCAUAAAUAGGGUGCAAGGAAAUAACCUGGUAAAAUGAUCCGAGCUCCUUUCCUCCCAACUGUGUACUUUGUGGAAUUGCAUCUUGUAAGCAACCAUCUCUUCAUCUGGUGCACAUACCGCCAGCUAGUAAUUUUUUUCAGUGCUGCACUGUCACUCUAGGGAGCCUCUCUGCCCACGCUCCCCUUUCACAUUUUGCAGAUACACACACGGACCCUUUCUCAUUACAGCUGCCCCAACACUUCUCUGUCUCUGCUUUGUGACAGAAAGGAUGAACAAUCUGCAGCAGUUCUUUACCCAGCCACUCAGUGGGAAGAAAGAGCACACAACACCUAGAAAAGCUCCAGUCUUCUUCUCCCCCACACCAAAAGUUAAAGAUUCCAGGUUGAGUUCAGAACUUGAGUCCCUUGGUUGGCAGUGCAUUGCUCUACUCAGACAACUAUCAACACACCUCACUGAAGAGGGGCUUUCAUUUAUUUCCUCUCUCUGCCAUGACUGACUACUUUUUGGCUCUCAAACAAAGCUGGAAGGCACUGCAGAGCCUCUUGGUAUCACUGCCAUCUACUAGAAGACAGCAAGGGGAUCUGAUGCUGCAAGACAUAUACUACCUCCUGCACAAUAUCAGUAGCCCAAGAAUGAAGGCCAACGCUAUAGUGGAUGCAUAUUGCUCUGACCUCUGUAUUCCUUUGUUUCAUCUUUAUGUUUCUGCUCUUUUGCUGUACUCAAGAAUUAAGAUCCUGUGGGAUGGCAUAUUAUACCAAAAUGGAAAUGUAUGGAAGAAGGGCACUAAAGUAACUCAGUCUAUUCCCAAAGGUACGGUGGGAUCCUUCAGGCCAUUUUAUUAUAGUUCCAUGCGUUUAUCUUGAGAGCAAAGCUGCACGAGCUGCACAACAGAAAAAACAGGCUUAGUCUGAUAACUCUUCCUAAUGAGUGCAACUCUUGAUGAGAAUAGAGCAAAUGAUCACAAGAAAGUCAGGAAUCAACAGGAAUAAACCAUCAAAGAAAAAAAGGGUUAAAAGAAAGGGAAGUUCAUGGUGAACCUCAGAUUAACUUGAGCACUCCAUGCAGAGUUUCCAUUAAGGAAACAGUGAAAACUGCUAACAAUUUGCCUCCACAAGAGAAAAAUGCCUCUUUAAUAGAGAGGGAGAGAAAAAGAGGCUAUGACAGAUGAAGAUAAGCCUCCAUUUUCCCCUAACUAGGGUUGAGAAAGGAAGCCAGACCCUACCAGGAAAUAACUUUAAUCGUUCCCAUUGUGCCAGGUGGCAGGAUGAUGACAGAGGCUCUUUCUUGCCCGUAGGCCAGAACUGAGUUACCAGGUACUAUUGCUGAGGAGGAAUGCUCCUGGUCUCUGCACUUGACAGGAUGCUUCCUGUGACACAUUGUCUAUGGAUCGCUAAUUCUGCCCUUCAUGCUGAAGCAGGUGGGGGACUGCACAGAACCACCCCCUGACUGGACUAUUUGGAUACACAGUGCUGUUUGAGGCAUGUAAAUAUCUGUAAAUGAUAGCAAUAAUAAUAAUAAUAAUAAAUGUGCUUGUAUUGUAACAGUGUAAUCACUGCCGAGGACUGGCUGGGGGUGGAGGGGGAAUCCAGUUUUAAUUUUUUUCACACUUGAAAAGGCUGCUGCUUAUGAUCAUUACAAACAGGUGCUGUAAGAUACGAUGUGGACCAAGAGGAAAAUAAUGUAUCCAGGGCUGGGGAUGUUGUUUUGUGUUCCUAUGAACUCCCCAAUGCCCAAGCUAUUUAAAGCUGUUAUGUCUCAACCUAAGACACCAGAAAUAAAUAGUCUAUUACCACUCAGAGUAGCUUAAAGGAAUCAGGCUCUCGUGCUUUCAGCUGACAUGUUUUGCUGUGUACCUUAUUAAAUAUAGGUGUAUUUACA
Messenger RNA from Alligator mississippiensis (American alligator), 7750 nucleotides. RefSeq names its product zinc finger protein 648 (gene ZNF648). The transcript is spliced from 2 exons. Gene Ontology annotation, biological process: regulation of transcription by RNA polymerase II. The record is from RefSeq and is a predicted model, not a curated record. Lineage: Eukaryota; Metazoa; Chordata; Crocodylia; Alligatoridae. Gene Ontology annotation, molecular function: RNA polymerase II cis-regulatory region sequence-specific DNA binding; DNA-binding transcription factor activity. Bases 340 to 2082 code for a protein of 580 amino acids.